AGGAGGCGGGGGGCGGGCGGGCGAUGGCGCUGUGGCGGGCGGCUCGGGGCCGGGCCCGGGCCCCGGAGCGCUGGGCCGCCGAGCGGCGGCGGGAGCUGGAGGCGCGGAGCCGGCAGCAGUGGGAGCGGGCCAGCCGCUCCUUCGCCCGGGCCGCCAUUUGCUGCUCCAGGCAGGCGCGGUGGAGCGCGCCGCGGGCCCCGCCGCCCAGCCCGGCGGCGGUGCGACGGGAGGCGGAGGAAGCGGCGGAGCGGCUGGAGCAGCGGCGGGCGCGGCUGCGGCGGCUGCUCGGCGAGGAGCGGGAGGCGCUGGCGGCGGAGCUGUGGGAGCUGCGGCGGGAGCGCGGGCCGGAGCCCGCCGGGAUGCGGCGGCGGAGCCAGGAGCUGCGAGCCGGCCGGGAGGAGCGGAGGAGGAAGGUUGCUGAGCAGCUGCUCUAUGAGCACUGGAAGAAAAACAACGCUGAGCUCCGGGAGGUGGAGUCAGAGCUGCACAGGAAGCACGUGAUGGAGGCUUGGGGUGAUCAGCUAAUGCAAAAAAUCAAGCAAGAAGCAGCUGAACUUGAAGAGAAAAAACGUUACGAAAACGAAUAUGAAAUUGCGCAAAGGGACACACUGGAAAGAAUGAGACAAGAGGAAGAGAAGCGUCAGCUGGAAGAGAAGCAGCAAGCGGAGGUGUUGCUUCAACAAAUAGAAGAACUGAAAUUACAGGACACAGAGGCAACAAAGCUGAAAAAAGAACAAGAGAAUUUAUUAAAGCAGCAGUGGGAGCUGGAGGACUUGGAAGAAGAAAGGAAACAAAUGGAAGAGCACCGGAAGAAGAAAGAGCUUGGUCGCUUUUUGAGGCAUCAGUGCGAUAUCCAGUUAAAGAGACGAGCCCAGCAGAUACAAGAGGAGCUGGAGAUAGACAGGCAAAUCUUAUUAGCCCUCCUCGAGAAAGAAGAUGAGGAUCAGCACCAUCAGUCUGCACAACGAGAACGAGCUGUUGUGGAUGUUGCCUGGAUGAAACAUGUCAUUGAGGAACAGCUCCAGUUAGAAAAGGAGAGGGAGGCAGAGCUGCAGACUAUUUUUAGAGAAGAAGCUAAAAAAGUGUGGGAGAAGAGGGAAGAAGAAUGGGAAAGAGAGAAGGUGGCCAGAGAUCGCCUGAUGAAUGAGGUCCUUGCAGGCAGACAGCGCCAGAUCCAAGAGAAGAUGGAGUUAAACAGACAAGCCCAAGAAGAGUCUAUAAAGUAUCGAGAGCAGCUGAUUAAAGAACUCGAAGAGGCAAAAGAACUGACUAGGCGAGAGAAGGAGCAGGAGGAGGAACUGAAGGCAGCCAGCAGGCGGGAGCUGGAGGCGCAGCUGACAGCGUGCCGCUUGCAAGAACGGGAGGAGCAGCAGUGCCAGAGGGAGGAGGAGGAAGAGGAGAGAUCAGCCCGGCAGCACUGCGAGGAAUUGGUGUGGCAGGAGGCCGAGCAAGGGUAUCGCAGCAGGCUCUACAGUUACCCAAAAGCAGCAUGGACCUGAGGAUUCCUGUCCUUUGCACCCGAGGAAUGAGCACCAAAUGCAGCUGCAGACUACAGAAAGAAAAUUUUGAAGCGUCAAGCUUCAAAAGCUUUUGAGCGUUUAACUCCUGAAAUGACAGUGGCUUUGGAAUAGCCUACAAUGACACAGACACUCAACUUAGUAGCUUUCUGAAAAUACUUAGCUGUGGCUUAGCUGAACACAAGAGCAAAUUCCUACUGGCUUCAAGAAUGUGGAGGUGCGAGCAUCCUUGGCGGAUGGAACUGCUUCAUUCGCUCCACGUUCAGGGAUUGUGAUGACCUAUUUCAGUAUGUGCUACACUGGGGUCACACAGCCAACGAGGGGGCCCUUUGGACCUGAACCGUAAAAGAACUGGUGCCUCCUGCGGAACGGGAUCUGUGAACCACUACGUGCUGCGUUUGCUCUUUAGGUGUCAGACUCCCACCUCUGAGCAGCAGGAUGUGCCCAGAGGCCCAGCUGGCUUUUAGGAGUUAAUUCCUAACACAUACUGCAAAUUGGUAAGAUAGAUAAUGUGUGCUGCGGCAGUAAUUCCUAACACAUCCCAUUCCUCUCCAGAAGGUGCUGAAGACUUCAUUAAAUGUUGCUUUUCACUUGUUUCAUAAAUAAUGAAUAACUGCAACCUGAACAA
This is a messenger RNA of Harpia harpyja (harpy eagle), 2145 nucleotides long. RefSeq names its product trichoplein keratin filament binding (gene TCHP). Gene Ontology annotation, cellular component: keratin filament. NCBI's taxonomy places the organism in Eukaryota, Metazoa, Chordata, Aves, Accipitriformes, Accipitridae. The coding region runs from base 24 to 1499 and encodes 491 amino acids. The transcript is spliced from 12 exons. Gene Ontology annotation, biological process: apoptotic process. The record is from RefSeq and is a predicted model, not a curated record.